This is a messenger RNA of Bombus terrestris (buff-tailed bumblebee), 2200 nucleotides long. RefSeq lists its product as uncharacterized. The coding region runs from base 643 to 2022 and encodes 459 amino acids. Lineage: Eukaryota; Metazoa; Arthropoda; Insecta; Hymenoptera; Apidae. The record is from RefSeq and is a predicted model, not a curated record. The transcript is spliced from 8 exons.
AUUGUUUCAACGUCGUCUGUAUUUAACUCCAACUAUUGCACCCGGCACAUUGUCGAGGGGUCGAUGCGUCGGCGCGUCGUCAUCGACGCCGACUCCAACGUUGCGUCCAGGUCCGUACGACAAGUGUCGUGAAAUACGUGUCAAUAAAUGUGAAAUAUCAUUCAUACUUAUAUCUAAUACAUCUACAUUUCAAAUUCUUAAUCGCAAGUCAUUUCCUCCAUAAGCACAUAAAUUAACGUUGCAAUACACGAAUAUGUCAUUUAAAAGCGAAAACAAACUACUCUAAAAUCUUCGUUACUCCAGGCACUUACGAAGGUCUAUUUACAUAAAACGAAUAAGCUAUUCGAAUAUAUGUCUUGAUAAAAUAUUUGACCGCAAAAUAAAUUCAUUUGGUUAGCGGUGAGUCAACCGGUCAAACAAUUAAGCGCCCCACGAAGGUUCAUCCCUGUUCGCAAAGGCAACGACGCCAUGUCGACGUUCAUCCCUAUAGCUUGGCCUCGUUGCAACCCCCGUUACGUCCCCAGUUGACCGUGAACCGCGACGAGCAAGUAUAUUGAGAAACGGGAUAUUCGUGUUAUUCGUCGCAACGCUAGAUCAUCGUCGAACACCAGGUCACUGUCGCUAAGCGAGUCUGUGCUAUGAAUGAAGACCCAACCUUUUCAUUUCGAGGUCUUGAUAGUGUUACUGUUAUCCGUAAUCCCCUGGCCAGGACCCAGCGUGUUUAAAAUAUCAUGCCCCCGCGAUCGGGCGUCCGUGGUGAGGAGGAUAGUUCAGAAGAGAUGGAUGCCAAUUCUGAAGAGACAUCAAGUAGAGCUGCCUCUGGAGUGCCCGUUCCACGAAAGUCGAGAUAUUUUUCGACCACAGCAAAAGGCGAAACACCAACACAGACCGUCACAAUGGACCUGCGGUCUGUGUGGCAAAUCCUUCUACGCAGAGAAACACUUGGAUGCCCACUUCGAUAACAGACACAAAAGCAAUGUUAACACGGCGGAAGACGCGGUGUGCCUCGCGGAUUACUGCGACAUCAUGAGAUGCGACGUGCUUGGAAAUCGUGAUUUCGAAAAUUCCCUGGUGGACGACGAGGCUGGCCACCAUAGCACGGAUAUACAAGUUUGGAAAGAGAACACGGAGCAACGUCACACAUCUGUGAUGCCUUGUGAGUCGCGAGGCAGUUUCUCGGGCACGUAUCCGGUCGAGAAAGCCUGCACUAUUCCCGGUGGCGGAGCUGUCACCAACAUUCAGCAAUAUUGUCAUCGAGAAGACAGCGGGGCUUUAGAGAAUCAUCGUUUGCCAGGAACUGCGUACCACGUCGAAAUCGCUGGUCCGGAUAACAGGAGUAACGCCUGCGACAACGGCGAAGAGGACGAAGACGAAGAAGACGAGGACGAUGAAGAGAAUCUCGUGGAAGCGGCGUUACCAGCCGUCGACAAAAAGAGGCGUAAGGGGUUGCAUCUGAGGAAGCUGAAGGCCAACUGCAAGCCGGAGGAGCUGCAGAAGCUGAAGUUGCAAUGCGAAGUACUGAUCCGCGAUUGCAUCGCUGGACUCUUGACGAAUCUUUCGGUACGAGAUUUCCAGGAAAUGGAAGGUGAGUUGAAUCGCGCGAUAUGCUGGUAUCUUAGCUGCGACAGGUAUUGGGAAGAUACAAAAAAGCAACAGAGGCACACACCUUGGUACCUGUUAAGCAUUUUUCUGCUUGUUCUGUCUUUGUCCAUUUACGCGUGCUACUACAUUAUUUGGGUGCUGUUCAAUUCAGCAGAAGAAGACAGGUUGGAUGGAACGGGAAGCUUAGACUACACGGAUGGAGAUCUAACGGCUACGUCCUCGUUACACGAUCAGAGUGGUCCUGGCGACAGUAGAACCAGUGGCAGAAGAAAAGGUGAGCCAGGGGACGAUAAUCUUCCUUCGAACGAAGAAAUGCCCGAUCAUUAUAUAUACGUAACCUAUCCACCCGAGCUAAAGCAGCGAUUACUGGACAGUGAUCUUCCUGGUUGCAGCUGCUACAAUAGAACCACUCGACUAUAAAGUCGAAGAGGUAACAGAAGGGUGGACAAAGAUUCGUUCGGAAGUACGAGAACAGCUCGCUCGGUACCACAAGUCGGUCCCACGGCAAAACACCUUCUUCCUUAUUUUUCCCCCUCUCUUAAUCUUCGUGUUUUGUAUACCAACCGUGAGAAUAAAUUACAAAACGUACACGAGAAAA